GUUGGGAGUUGAGUGAGAGGUGUCUGGAGCACACAAAGCAGCCGCUACAGCUGCAAACGGGCGGGGAGACGGGAGGAGCACACGAAGACGCAGUCACAGCGGGAUAAAGAGGAGGAGCAGCGGGAGGUAGAAGAAGGAGGCGAGCAGAGGUGGGGAAAAAGGGUAUCCUAGAAGAAAUUCGAAGAGGGAGGGAAGGAGGAGGGCCAUGAUGGCAGGUGUGGCGUCGUAGAUGGUUAAAGCGAGGACACCACUCAUCAGGCCUUUGGGGAAAGAGAUGAUGCGAGGUUCCCGUCACUCGCGCCUGCGCUGGCUGGAUAGGUAGAUGCUGCAGCAGCCAGGGGCCCGUCUUUAUUACGGCUGCCGCCGGGCCGCGGCGGGUGAGGGGGAGGGUUCCAACUUCCAAGCGCUGCGCUCUCUGUGGUGUUCGCGAAUGCUUGUGAUGGAUUGAAAUUCUGAGGGGGUUUCGUUUCUGGGUUUGGAUUCUGGAGAGGUAGGGCCACAGGGGAGGAUCGUUUUGGUGAGGUGGUUUUGUGUUUGGUCUGGCGGCGUUUUUUGGGGUUGAUUUGUGAUGAACAUGCCAAUUUGCUGUAGAAGAACUGGGUAUCCAUGCGUAUCAGGUGUAUGAAGGGCUGCUGCUUUUGUAGUUAGUAUCAGAACUGACAUUAAGCUUCCGAAGGCAACAUGGCUGAAUUGAAGGCUGCAACAGCAAGUCUCGACGCCCGAACGACCAAGAUCAGAAAUGUUCCCAUUGCUGUAACCCCAGAAGGAUUCUGGUGCUGCCCGUCCCAGGCCGUGCUCCAGAAGACGGCGAAGAACCAAAACCAGCAGGCAAAAACCAAAGGGGGUGCCUCUCCUCCUGCAUCAAAAGCCUCGUCGAUUCAAAGGGCACCAACAAUCUCAUCAGAGAGACGAACGCAUUCGACUCCGACAAGGUCCAAAAUCAAUUCAGAGGAGCAGAGGUGCUUGUCGGGGGAGAAUGCCGCGACGAAUCCACCAAAGGCAGUGAAUGAAAGGCCACAGAAGCAGCACAAGAUAUCUGUUGGAUUUGGCCAGCAUGAGAUAAGUGACUUGAAGGUUGUGCUGUAUGGUAAGGAUGGAGUUGCAGUUAAGAUGAGUGUCCACAAGAACAUCCUAGCUGAAAACAGUACCUUCUUUGCUGACAAGCUUUCAAGGCAAACUCCAGUGUCGAGCUUAGAGGUGACUGAUUGUGAGGAUGUGGAGAUUUAUGUUGAGACUGUGGGGUUGAUGUACUGCAGUGAUGUCAAGCAGAGACUGAUCAAGCAAACUGUUCCCCGUGUCCUACGAAUCUUGAAGGUUGCAGAGUUGUUAGGUUUCCAAGCGUGCGUCGUUUCAUGCUUAGAUUACUUGGAGGCAGUCCCUUGGGUAGGGGAAGAAGAAGAGAAUGUGAUCUCAUCUGUUCGGAAUCUGCAUAGUGAGAACUAUGGUGUUAGUCCCGUACUGAAGAGGGUAGCGUCUGAUCUAACGACCCCACCAAAUGACACAUUUUCACAUAUCAUUGAAUUAGUUUUGAGAAGCAAUGAGGAUAGGGGGCGGCGUGAGAUGAAAUCCUUGGUACAGAAGCUUCUGAAGGAGAAUAGCGCAACCUGUACUAGUGGAUCUUCUGACUUAUGUGCUGAGACUCUAUACAAAUCAUCUCAGAACUGCCUGGAGUCUUUGUUGACCUUGUUUCAGCAAGCAACUGGCAGUGAUUUUGCCGAGCAAUCUCUGAAUAUUAAAGAACCAGUUUUCCGACAAAUUGCUCUAGAAGCAGAUAAUCUCCUCUGGUUAGCUGAGAUUUUAGCUGACAGGAAUGCUGCUGAUGAGUUCGCGGUCAUGUGGGCUAGUCAACGUGACCUGGCGGGGCUGCACUCCAAGUUACCAGUCAAGUCGCGCCACCUUGUUAGCUGCGUCACGGCGAGGCUCUAUGUGGCGAUUGGGAAAGGAGAGAUCCUUCCUUCGAAGGACACACGGCGGCUUCUCUUGGACAUCUGGUUGCAGCCUCUCAUGGAUGACUAUAACUGGUUGCAGCACGGAUGCAGGUCAUUCGAUCGGAAAGUGGUGGAGGAAGGGAUCGGGCGGACCAUCUUAACACUGCCACUGGAGGAUCAGCAGACGAUCCUGCUCUCGUGGCUUGGGAGCUUCCUGAAGGUUGGGGACAGCUGCCCCAAUCUCCAGAAGGCCUUUGAGGUUUGGUGGAGGAGGACUUUCAUAAGGCCCUAUGCUGAGCAACAAGGUAAUCGGUCACAAUCUGGGCGGAGUUGAGAUAUCGAUUGGUGUAAAAAAAAAUAACGUUGUUUCCUAAUGUAGCGUAUUGAUGAGAAAUUAGAGUGGUAAUUUCUUACAUGGCAGGCUGUUUGGGAGAUCCCCAGUAUGUGGAAGAAAAUGGGAGUGUAGGGUAGGAUUAGUACUGUUGACUUGUGAGGCUUGAGAAAAUGUGUGCAUUGUGCUUGCGAAGCUCUCUGAAUUCUGGGUACAGAAUUUGUUCUCUGGUCUGUAUAUCAUCAGGCAUCUGUUUGCUGCUUCUUACAACGCUGUGUGAUAUUAGUGCUACUGCACUAAGGAUCUUAUGUACAAACUCAAUGCCUUUGAUGCAAUUGUAAAGAUUUUGCAGAGAGAUGUGUUCUUCUAAAGUGAAAACA
This is a messenger RNA of Setaria italica (foxtail millet), 2639 nucleotides long. Its product is annotated as BTB/POZ domain-containing protein At3g50780. The record is from RefSeq and is a predicted model, not a curated record. The coding region runs from base 682 to 2262 and encodes 526 amino acids. Lineage: Eukaryota; Viridiplantae; Streptophyta; Magnoliopsida; Poales; Poaceae. Gene Ontology annotation, molecular function: protein binding. The transcript is spliced from 5 exons.